ACUCUUUCCUUCUUCUUUUCUCAAAAUAACAAAAAUAAACAAAAAUCGUCACUGGAAACAUCGUUGAAUGUAAACGCUGACUUACAUCCUACCCUAAUUAUCAUUUCUUUGAAUUGUCUCAGUUUUUGUACGUUUUCGUUAUAAAAAAUUUAAUUAAAACGCAAACAUUCUUUACAAAAAUUUUCACAUUGAAUUUUUGCACUCUCCAUUGUUAUUUUCCUUUUAAUCAACGGUGUUUUUCAACACGACAAGAAAGCGUUUUUCUUAUGACGCUUUCUUGUCUUGUCGCUUUGAGGUCGGUGUGGGUAAGCCUUUAGGGCUAGACACUUAAGAAUUUUAACGCGAGAUUUUUUCGAUAUUGUGAGGUUCACAGAUUUAACCCGCGACUCAUUUUUAUACCUAGACGUUUCAUGCGAGACGUUUUUCGAUUUACAUAAUAGUAAAAGAAUAAGAAAUAUCGAAAAGAUGAAAAAACAAAUUGGCCUUGUCAGUCGCGGGUAAAAUCAGUGCGACUCACAAUAUCGAAAAAAGUCUCGCGUUAAGUAUUUAGUGUAAAAGAGAAUAUAUAAUGUUAGGUCUGUUUAAGUACUAAACAAACAACAAAUUUCAGCCCACAGUAAAAGCAGAAUAUCUACUCAAACAGAAAAUCUACCUCCAAAAGACAGCGGGUAAUAAUAAAUAUCCUGAGAAAAAUUGUUUCAUGUGUAGACGGGGUGUAAUGCAAAAAAACCGCGUUUUAUUUGAUCACAUUGAAAGCGUUGCUUUGCGUUGCAUUUAUGUUCGCUAUAUCAGUGUUACCUCUGUUAAGAAAAAAGUGUUAAAAUCAAACAGAAACUUAACAUUCGUGGAAAUAAUGAAUUAUUGAAUCCAAGUAAUUGUUUAAGUGACAAAAUGUUGCUAAGUAAACGGUAUUUAAAAAAAAAAAAACAAUUCAUUUCGAUAAAACAUGUUCGUAAGUAUAAUGUUUGUUCGAAGUCCACUUUAAAUUAUAGAUAUAACUUCAUUGGCCACUUUUUGCAAAAAGUGCAAAAGUAAAAAUAUUUUUCUCUUACUAGCUCCACCCACCGUUUUUUCGCGUGCAAAAAGUGCAUAAAUUGCUUUAAAACUUAAAAUGAAAGGUUUUCAACACAUUUUUUAAGUUUUAAUAAGUUUCAUUAAAAUAAAUAUACAUAUAUUAAUUCCAAAGGUAUAUUUUAAGAAAAGUUUCAUUACAUUUUAAAAAUUUCUACACGGCAACACUUUUUUUCAAACUCAUCGGUCAUCGCAUCAAUUCUAUCGCACAUGCGCAGUAGGUGUGUGUGUCGAACGAAAACGGUAAAAUUGUUGCGUUGAGUUUUCAGUCUGGCUGGUUCUUGGAUAAAGUAAGGAAGCAAAAGCAAGUUAGUUCGUGUUGGAUACAUUUUGAUAUAAAGGUGCCAAAGAUCAAUUUUAAAUCGAAGUCCACAUUAAAUUAAAUAUAUAUUAAUUCCAAAGGCUGGCUCUGGGAUAAAUUAAGGAAGCAAAAGCAAAUAACUUUGUAUUGGAUACAUUUUGAUUGUUGAGAAAAUGAUUCUUUUCAUUACUGCUGUAUAUAAAGGGUUAUCAUCAAUAAUAAAAGUCCAAGGACAAUCUAGUUUAUUAACAUACUUAGAGUUGGCCAAAGCUGUCAAAGAUCAAUUUAAAAUCAUCGGAAAUAUUAAAUUUUACGAUGCAAAAGCUAACGUUUUUAUUUGUGAUGAGGACGUAGUUGAGUAUGCAAUCCAGUUUAAAUCUUCUCCAAGCUGGACCUUAGGAGUGCUAGACGAUGGCGUUCUUGAAAUUCCAGGUUCCCAAGGAAGUUCCCUAUCAAUACGUGACAGUGAUACUACUGUAGCAAAUUCAUCUUCUAUAAGUGACAUUAGUGUAACACCAUCGCCACCACCGAAACAUCCUUCAGAAAUAAUACUUCAAGAAUAAGUGA
Messenger RNA from Episyrphus balteatus (marmalade hoverfly), 1939 nucleotides. RefSeq lists its product as uncharacterized. The record is from RefSeq and is a predicted model, not a curated record. Lineage: Eukaryota; Metazoa; Arthropoda; Insecta; Diptera; Syrphidae. Bases 1546 to 1935 code for a protein of 129 amino acids. The transcript has 4 exons.